AUGGCCUGUGUGCUCCCGGGACAGGAGCCAGUCAGCGCCUGCGGGGGGCGGGCGCCGAGUGCCUUCAGAGACCCCUACGGCCCCCAAAGCACAGGGGCCGGGGGCGCUGAGGGGGCGGCCCAGCCUCUGCAUCCUGUCCGCGAUUCCCGGCAGGAAUUGCACAAUGACGCCAGCAUCCUCUCCACCUUUGCUGCCCCCGAUCCACCCGGGAGACGGAAGUGUCGGAGCCGGGGGGUCACCCACCGGCCCCCCCACACAGAGUGGGCACCCAUGUAUGUGCCCCCCGCACCCCGUGCUCCACCAGCCGUGCCUGGUCCCCUCGUCCCUCAGACCCGCACUCCCAGGCUGCACAUUCUGGGUCCUACAGGGUUCCUCAUUCAGAAGCCACGGCAGUUGGCCACCCAGAUUGGUUCUCCCCACCCAUUCCGGUUUCUCAGGGCUCUGAGCGUCUGGGUCUGGGUCAGCCAGACAUCAUCCGGGGCGAGCGUCUGUUCCCAUCGGGACCCCUGUGCAGACCAUGGGCUCCCAGCCUCAGUCUCGCCUGCCAGCUUCCAUCGGGGCCUCCCCCCGGCCCUGGGAACUGGCCACACGGCCAUCAGCCUCCCCCGUCUCUCCCCGGGGUGCCGUGUCUCUGAGGCUGUGGACCCCGUCCCCCUGCAGUGCCCCCAUGUCCACCCACCCCAGGGGUCCCAGGGGCAUGCCUCAGAUGCCCAGGUCUUUGGCCGCUGCCCACUCGUUGGUAAAAACCCAAAUGUCAGGACUUUCCCUACCAUCCGGACCUUCCCCCUCCCGCCCCGCUUCGAGGACAGCAGGCGCCAGCCGGCUCGAUGCCAGGCUGAGCUGCCUACGGCUCAGCCAGAGCCGGGCCGUCCAGACACGAUGUGGCUGCCGUCCGCACACCGAGCCGCUCUCGGUCGGCCAGGGGAAGGCUGCGAGUCGGACCGAGCCCGAGGAACACCACAGCCAGCAGCCCCUCCCAAGUUCAACAGACGCUGCAACCACGAGGAGGGCGCCUGCUGGGGAACGGUUAGCACCAGGACGUCCACGGAGCACUUGCUCGUGGCAAAGGAGAGCUAUGACUUCACAGUGGCCACAGCUGCUGUCCCCCGUGUGACGGGCAGGCCCGUGCUUCCUGGGAAGGGACAGCAAGAGCCCCACGCCUCAUCUGUGUCAGGCUCCCUCCAGGGCGGGCGAGUUGCCCUCUGA
Messenger RNA from Rangifer tarandus platyrhynchus (Svalbard reindeer), 1206 nucleotides. NCBI's taxonomy places the organism in Eukaryota, Metazoa, Chordata, Mammalia, Artiodactyla, Cervidae. The record is from the annotation of a GenBank genome assembly.